GCUAUCGCGAGAAAUGAAGUCUUGAUCAACACUAUUUAAUUUUGGAAAAGGCAUACUCAGCCUCUCACGAAACUUUACGGCUAUUAUAUGGAUCGAUCUACACUGGUUACAAAACUUGAGGUUAUGUCCUAGAUUAAAUUAUUGUCGUCCAAUAAUACUUACUUUUGUACUGGCGUCGAGAGUAGGAAAGACUGCUCGUUUUAGUAGUGCAAGCCGUAAUCUUUAUUAUAAUCCUUAUUGCAGAACAGUCAGAUAGAUAUGCACAGAAAGAUAAUGAUCGAGAAAGAAGAGGUAAUUUAUGGGUGCAAAUCGCGAAGACGCAAGACCCGAGCGAUCAGCGGGGCAUGCACACUAAACGCUCAAAAAAAUUACCGGGACUAAAGCCACUCUAGAGGAAUUGAAAUUAAAUAAUUACUAUUUUCUUUUAUUUAUUAUCAAAACCAUAACAAUACUAAUAUAAUUUGUAUACUACAUAAUAACUAAUAAAAUUCAAAAAACCCCGCACACAUCUGGAAAAGUGUUCCCGGUCAAAUUGGCUGAAAGUGAGAUAUAGGGUGCGUUUCGAUAUUCACUGGCAGUACUGAUGCUGUGACGUCAUGAAGUAGAACUGCAAGAUCGUUCCAAUAUUACUGCUGUUACUUUUAUACUGUAAUAACGGAACGAUAUACGCAGUGCUGUGGUCAGCUGUAGUUGGUUGUAGUACACAAAAAUGGAUCGAAAAAUUUUGUUAUUAUCAGAAUUUUCAAAAUAUUUGGUGGAAUCUUCAGAAGAUGAGUCGUCAGAUGAUGAAGAUUUAUUGUUAUUAAUUCUUUAUAAACCAAAUGUAAUAUCGCAUGCUCGUUGCGAAAAUUAUGUUGAAAACGUCGUAGCCAAAUAUACAAACGAAGAGUUUCAAAUGCAUUUUCGAAUGAAGCGGCAUACUUUCCAUUUUUUAUUGGAAUUAUUAAGAGAGCAACUGAGUAAACAAAGUGAAAAAUUCGGCAGACAACCAAUUACACCUGAAAAACAAUUACUGAUUGCGAUAUGGAUGUUGGCUACACCAAAUUCUUAUAGAUGUGUUGCAGACAGGUUUAAUGUUGGAAAAGGCACUGCAUGGAGAAGUGUGCGAAGAGUUGUUAACGCAUUAUAUGCAAAAGUUGGAACAUUUAUUAAAUGGCCGAGUAGAGAAGAAGCUAUACAAACAAUGGAAAUUAUAGAACAUCGUUACGGUUUUCCAGGUGUAAUUGGUGCAGUAGAUGGCACAUACAUAAAAAUUACUGCGCCAAAAUGUAACAGUGAAUCAUACGUGAAUAGAAAGGGAUUCCAUUCUAUUCAAUUACAAGUUAUUUGUGAUGAACAACUAUGUUUUAUUCAUUGUUACACGGGACAAGUGGGAUCCGUGCACGACAUGCGUGUUUUUCGAUUGUCAAAUGUCGAAAGCAUGUUUAGAAAUGAAAAUUUUCCUAAUGACAGUCACUUACUAGGUGAUGCAGCAUAUUGUCUUUCUAAAUAUGUUAUGGUUCCAUUCAAAGACAACGGUCACUUAACUGAAAGACAAAUUAAUUUUAAUAAACGUUUGUCUGCUGCAAGAAUGAUUGUAGAACGAUCAUUAGCUUUGUUAAAAGGUCGAUUUCGGAGUAUUUUGGAUAUUCUUCCUAUGCAAAGAACAGAUUUAAUCCCGAAAUACAUUGUAGCUUGUUGUAUUCUCCACAAUAUCUGUUUAUUAAAAAAUGAUUUUGUAGAUAUUCCCAUUAUUAUUAAUGAACAAAACGUUGCACAACCAGAGUUAGCAAACGAUGAUGGGCAAAGAGAAGGCCAGGAUAAGAGAAACGCUAUUAUGUAUUUAUUACAAAAUAAUUGUCAAUCAAAAAUAUAAAGAAAAAUUAUUUAUUUUUGUA
This is a messenger RNA of Monomorium pharaonis (pharaoh ant), 1877 nucleotides long. Its product is annotated as putative nuclease HARBI1. The record is from RefSeq and is a predicted model, not a curated record. The transcript has 5 exons. Lineage: Eukaryota; Metazoa; Arthropoda; Insecta; Hymenoptera; Formicidae. The coding region runs from base 710 to 1855 and encodes 381 amino acids.